This is a messenger RNA of Microstroma glucosiphilum, 3300 nucleotides long. RefSeq lists its product as hypothetical. Lineage: Eukaryota; Fungi; Basidiomycota; Exobasidiomycetes; Microstromatales; Microstromataceae. Gene Ontology annotation, molecular function: 2-oxoglutarate-dependent dioxygenase activity. The transcript is spliced from 4 exons. The record is from RefSeq and is a predicted model, not a curated record. Bases 170 to 3211 code for a protein of 1013 amino acids.
GAUUGCACGUCCACCAAGUCACGAUUCUUCCGAGGAGGGGACUGGCUCAUCGUCCUCCUGUACCACACUUAGUCACACACAUUUCACACUGGCUCCUCAUCCUUGAGCUCAUACAAUCGUACUCGGCGGUCACGGAGAGAGUCAGAGAUCGCAGUCUCUGCUCGCCAAGAUGGCCUGCCACUAUGAGGGAUACAUGCCUGACACUAAUCGUCCACAGAUCGAAGCGGUCAAUGUGGAGGACUUGACGCCUGAGCUGCUGUGGAAUAGGUGCAUUCGCAAGAGGAGACCCGUCAUCAUCAAUGGCUUUCCCAAGGAUGCAGAGUGGAAGGCAGAGCAGUGGACUGAUCUGGCGCACCUAGCAGAGCUUGCCGGCCACGCACCAGUUAAAAUCGAGCCCAUCGAUCCUCGCCUAGGACACUUUGGCACCGCCGCCAAGAGGCAGAAGGUCGCUUUUGCAGAAUUCAUCAAGAGAUUGAGGGACCCGCUCAAGAAGAAAGGGGACUGGUACCUCACCACUCAGUACGACAGCGAAGAUGAAGAUGAGGAUCAGCAACGAGCUGCACAUCAUCGGAAGAAUGGGGAGAAAGUUAAUGGGAAGAGGAAAAGGGAGGCUGCACCACCAGAGGAAGAAGCGUAUGCAUCAGAUUCGGCUGCAUCCUCGUCUUCUACCGCAAGCAGCUCCUCUUCCUCGCCCAUCGAGGUAUCGCUGCCCGUAUACGAACCGGAGAUCAAUUCCCUGCCGGCCAAGUUUCGACCACCGCCUCUGGACCCCCUCUUGCCAUCUCCCACUCAUGCUCUUGCAGAUGACUUCCCUCUUCAGCCGGCGCUGAUGGGCAACCUUGUAUUGCAACAGACGAAUCUGUGGCUUGGCAACUGUCAAGAAGGCAAAAGUAGCGGCUUGCAUCAUGACUUUCAUGAUAACCUGUACGCUCUACUCUCUGGACGCAAGCGCUUCAUCCUCUUCCCACCUCCGUACCAUCUCCUUCUACACCCCAGAGGUACAGUUGAAAGAGUCCAUCCGAAUGGUCUCAUCGAGUACACGCCUCGUGGGUCUCGCCAUAUACGUCACCCGGUGUGCCACCGUUUGCCCCUACGCUCGGACGGCCUGCCGCAGACCGAGGCAGCAAGAUGGUCUCUUCUCGCCCGAAGACAAGAGCUGCGGGAAGCUUGGGAGCAAGAUGUGACUCCAAAUGGCGAAGGGCACAUUCCAAGUGAUAGGCGAAAAGGCAAGGCUCGCAUGACGCACAAGAUGGAAGAGACCCUGGCGGCAUAUGAAGAUGGCAUUGAUCGCGUCGAGAGAGUCACUGCAUUCGAAGCAGAAGAGGAGUCCUCGUCUUCGUACGAAGAGGAAGAGGAAGAGGACCUACUCACAGAAGAGAGUGACUUUGACGGCGAGACCUUCGAGGAACGUCGUACCAGGGACCAAGAGGUCCUUCAAGCACUGCUCGCUGCCAGUGAAGAGGCGCGACGCCACCACUUCGAGUCAGGCGGGACAAUGGAAACUCUGUACAGAUCAGACAGCGAUGACUAUGACGAUUCUGAUGAAGUCGACUUCUACGAGUCUCUCGAAGAAGACUCCGUAGAGCCCGGGGGUGCUUUCGCAGAUGGUCGUCACCUACCCAUCGAGUACGAGCGCCUCAUUGCUCGCGCCCAAGAAGGCGAUCGAGUAGCGAUCGAGAUGGUUGCCCACCUUCAGAGACAGCUUGACGCUGAUCAGACACAGGAUGACGCAAGCGAUGAGGAAGAGUCCGCUGCCGACUCCAGCCCCAGAGACGUUCUCCGUAUCCCACGCAAUCCCGGUAGCAAUCUACCAGGCGGUCUUCGAAGGGACGAAGACAUUGACGAGUACGAAGACCACCUAGAAUACGACGACGGCGUCACUCCAGCUGAGGUCCUGUUUUUGGGCAACGAGGAGGGACCUGCUGACUUCAUGAUAGACUUCGAAAACGAGGAGAGUGAGGAGGAAGGCGACGAUCUACAGCAGCAGCAGGAACUACUAGCCAUGAAUGCUCUGAGGAGGCAGACUGCCCUUAACCUCAUCAGAUCGGGAGGGCCCGCACAGGCGAGGGGCGAAGAAAUCCUGAGGCAGAUUGAAGCUCAAGAAGUCGAGGCACAGCGCCAAGGUCAAGAGCUGGCCCAACGAGCUAUAGCCUCCGCACCCACCUCGCAAGACGAUGGCACUUCUGUCUCUAGUUCGGAUGACAGUGUCGACGAGAACGACGUUGAGGAGAUGAAGGAUGCCAUCCUUGCCCAUCUUGAGGCAGGAGGAGAGGUCAUCUUGGACGAGAACGAGGUCAAUACGCUCAACGCACAGGGUCGUCCUGCGCAAGCUGAUGGUGUCAUAGCCUCGGAACUGCGUGGAAAGCAAGAAGACAACGAGACUAGUGACGAAGAGUCCAGCUCUGAUGCAGCCUUCCCUUCGGAGGCUAUCAGUGAUGCCGACGACGAUGGCGAGGCUGACAACGACGAGUACGAUGACGAUGAUGAUGAUGACUCUUCUGGAUCGGGGUGGGGUGAAGAGGGGGACGUCGACGACUCCGAAGCAGUCCUCGCCGCUCUCGAGGCUCAGGCCAAAAGUCGCAAUCUACAGCAGAACAAUGGACAAGACGGUAGAGCCUCUAUGGGCAAAUCUGCUCCAGAGCACACAGAAGACCGAGAGCCAUUGAGCUUCUCCCGCAUCAACCCUCUGGUACUUCACCGACACUUUGGCAUCCCCGAUGCCAUCUCUGCGCCUAGAAACGGAAGGGCGGGCGUACCACUACCUCCAGGACGGCACUUGCGACCAGACGAGCGAUGCCCUCAUCCCAUCGUGGUAGAUCUCUUGCCUGGACAGAUGCUCUACCUGCCCGCCAGCUGGUGGCAUGAGGUCACGAGUGAGGCGCAUGCUCCCACUGGGAAAGAAAGCAACGGCACCAGUGAGGCAGCAGAGGCCAAUGUGCACAUGGCUCUGAAUUGGUGGUUCCACCCGCCAGACAAUCUGACGCCGCUGCCGGCAAAGCAGAACAUUGCCGCAACCAACGGAGGCAUGGGGCCGGCGAGAUCCUCCUCAACAGCUCACCCCAGUAGCUUUGAGCAGCCCUACCAAGAUGCGGCUGUAUGGAACUUCAUUCGAGCGAAAGUCAAUCGCAGGCUCAAGAGAGCGAAGAGGGCCGCGCAGGCAAUGAAAGAGGGCAAAGGUGCAGCUGCUGUUGGAAAGAAGAGGAAGCAGUGAUGGUGUGUCUCUUUGUGGCGGUAGUGUUCUUUCUGUUGCGAUCCAAUGUCACCGUCAUCAUGACUCUCAUGAAUACACAUGUCCUUGCC